AUGAAGCGCGUCAAUACGCCGGAAGCCGAGUCUGACGACGACCAGGGCCUCAGCCUUGAAUUUGAGGACGGAUUCUUCGACUUUCUGGGCGACUCCAGCACCGGCGUCGGCCGCGAUGGCCACGUUUCUGCGCCCAGAAGCCGCAGCGCUGCCGCCGGAGUGGCAGCUGGUGACGAGGCCACUGCCGAAUCGCUGACCGGCGAUAAAGCGACCGCCAGGCAGACCGCAUCUGGCAAAGUCGCGGCGGAUGAGCCUUCGCCCAAUGCGGCUGAUGGCGCUGCGACAGCUGCGAAGGGCGCAGACAGCAAGGCCGACCCCGCCAUGCGCAAGCAUCUGACGUCAACGUCCAAUUGGUCUGACUUCGGCAUCGCACGCUCACUGAUCAAGGUACCAUCGACCGCCGUGUUCGACAUGGGCUACGAGGCCCCCAGCAUCAUCCAGAGCAAGGUCAUCCCCGUGGCCCUUGAGGGCAAGGACCUGCUGGCCACUGCCGAGACCGGCUCCGGGAAGAGCGCGGCGUUCCUCAUCCCCACGCUGCAGCGGCUCAUAAAUGCCGGCGUGAUCAGGCAGGACAGUGGCCAGCGCACGCCGUGGCAUGCGCAGCGUGUGGGCACCAAGGCGCUGAUCCUGCUGCCCACCAGGGAGCUGGCUGCGCAGUGUUUCGACGUUUUCCUGGGCCUGACAAAGUACGUGAGCCAAAAUGGGAUGCUGCUCACCGGCGGCGUGCCGGUGAAGGACCAGGAGGCGAGGUUGCGCCGUGUGCCUUACAUCGUGUUCGCGACCCCCGGCAAGGUGCUGGACAUAAUGCUGAACUCGAACAGCAUCCACAUGGACGGCAUCGAGAUCGUGGUGCUGGAUGAGGCCGACCGGCUGCUCGACCUCGGUUUCAAGGACGAGCUCACCCAGAUCCUGAAGCUGUGCAACAAGGACCGGCAGACGAUGCUGUUCAGCGCUACGCUCACUGAGGCAACGAAGGAGAUGGUCCCCGUGUCGCUGGUCAACCCGAUUUACAUCCAGGCUGCCCCGCGCAUCACGGUGGCCAAGACCCUCAAGUGCGAGAUGAUCCAGCUGCCCAACGACGAGCUGAGGGAGGCAGCUGCGCUGUACCUGUGCAAGCAGAAGUACACUAGCCGCACCAUUCUGUUCUUCCAGACCAAAAAGGCCGCCCACAGGGCCGCCGUGGCGUUCGGCCUCGCUGGCCUGAAAUGCGGCGAGCUGCACGGCGACCUAUCGCAAUCCAAGCGCUUCGAGCAGGUUGAAAUGUUCAAAGACGGCCGUGUCAACUUCCUCAUGGCGAGCGAACUGGCCUCCAGGGGUCUGGACAUCCCCGGUGUCCGUGCCGUCAUCAACGUACACGUCCCUACGGACGUCGUGAGGUUCGUCCACCGGGUCGGCAGGACAGCGCGCAUGGGCGAAUCGGGUACCGCCAUCACGUUUUACGUGGAGAGCGAGCGGUCGGCCGUGAAAAGCAUGAUGAAGCGUGUGGCCGCCGAGGGCUCGGGCCUGGAAAAGCAGAAGAUAAAGCUGUCGACGGCCGCGCUGAACAACUACAAGCGCAAAAUCGAGGAGCUGGAGGACAAGAUAAAGGAGGUGCUCAUGGGAGAGCAGGUCGAGAAGGAGAUGCGCAGGUGCGAGAACGUGAUAAAGCACGGCAGCGAGCAGGGCAAAGAAGGUAAUUUGCGCGAAGCAGCGACCCAACGUGUGUCAGAAAAGCGCAUGUGGUUCCGUACCAAGCGCGAGAAGCGCGCCGCCUCCAAGAAAGAACUGGUGGAGACGAGGCUGCGCGCAGGCCUCGAAACGGAACGGGAUCCUGAGUCCCCCCCGCGUGCGCCGAAAAAAGCCGUUAAGCGGGGUGUGAAUCCGCGGAAUCCGCCCAAGAAGGGGGCGGCCGGCAAGGGGAGUCGCGCCGGGCGUCACCGAGCGGGUCGCCGGUGA
Babesia bigemina is the source of this 1935-nucleotide messenger RNA. Its product is annotated as DEAD/DEAH box helicase domain containing protein, putative. The record is from RefSeq and is a predicted model, not a curated record. Gene Ontology annotation, molecular function: nucleic acid binding; ATP binding. The transcript has 6 exons. NCBI's taxonomy places the organism in Eukaryota, Apicomplexa, Aconoidasida, Piroplasmida, Babesiidae. The coding region runs from base 1 to 1935 and encodes 644 amino acids.